Molecule: messenger RNA, 1103 nt
Organism: Dermatophagoides pteronyssinus (European house dust mite)
Lineage: Eukaryota; Metazoa; Arthropoda; Arachnida; Sarcoptiformes; Pyroglyphidae
Product: B-cell receptor-associated protein 31
Biological process (GO): intracellular protein transport; endoplasmic reticulum to Golgi vesicle-mediated transport
Cellular component (GO): endoplasmic reticulum; endoplasmic reticulum membrane
Source: RefSeq, a predicted model, not a curated record
AACAUUUUCUUGAUUGAAUGAUCGUCAUCAUUUCAUCACUGACUCUUUUCUCCACUAUUUUUUCUGCUCUUUUUCCACUAUUUAUCAUCUAUCAAAAACAAACAAGGAAAACACACAUCCAUACCGGAUUCGAAUAUUAAAGUUUUACAUUGAAAAUAAGAAAAUCCGAUUAGAAUCUCAUAUUCCCAGAUACUUAAAAUUUUCUAUUUUGUCUCAAGUUUUGGUACUAUUGAACCUAUCAGAAUAACAAGAAAAUAAAAUUUCUAACAAAUUUCACUCUAUCUUUGGAACCGCAAGAAAUCCAUAAUUAUCAUUAACCAUGUCACUUCAAUGGACAUUGAUUGCCACAUUUCUUUACAUAGAAAUUGCCUUGAUCGUUUUAAUGUUAUUGUCAAUCAUUAGACCACGAUUUUGGCGUUCAUUUUUUCAAUCACGUUUUAUGAAGGCAGUGGCGGCGCAAUCCAAUCUUUAUCUUGUUGCAUUUAUCGGUGUUUUGCUCUUGUUUUUCGUUGAAUCCGUUCGUGAAUUUCACAAAUAUUCAAGUAAAUUGAAUACAAAUGAUCGUAUGUAUGUUGGAUCAUCAGCUUUCUAUGAAGACCAGAUGCGUGUAUUUCGUGGACAACGAAAUUUUUAUAUAUCUGGUUUUGCAUUACUCUGUGUAUUCAUCAUAAAACGUUUGAUACGAUUGUUAGGUGAAAUGGCACAAUUGAAAGCCGAUUCUGAAGCAUCGAUACGUCAAGCACGUAAUGCAGCUGAAUUGGCUAGCCAAACAUUAUCCGCUUCAACAUCUUCAUCAAAAAGUUCAUUAUCGGGUGAUAAAAAUGAUCAGAUUCCAUUGGAAAAGGAAAAUGCUGCAUUGAAAGAAACAAUUGAAGAAUUAGAGAAAAAAUUGAAAAAAGCACAAACAGAUCUAAAAGCAAUGGAACGACAAUCGGUUAAUACAAAUAAAGCAUUCGAUGAAAUGGCCGAAAAAUUGGCACGUUAUGAGAAAUCAUCCGAUUCACGUAAAGAUAAAUAAAUAAAAAUUCACUGAUAUCAUUCUGAUUUGUUUUUUUACUCUUUGUUUUAAUAAUUGAAAACAAAAAACAAUUCAAUGACAGAUU